Mandrillus leucophaeus (drill) is the source of this 5725-nucleotide messenger RNA. It is a transcript of the gene OTOF, whose product is annotated as otoferlin. The transcript is spliced from 43 exons. Lineage: Eukaryota; Metazoa; Chordata; Mammalia; Primates; Cercopithecidae. Gene Ontology annotation, cellular component: presynaptic active zone membrane; synaptic vesicle membrane. Gene Ontology annotation, biological process: plasma membrane organization; synaptic vesicle priming. The record is from RefSeq and is a predicted model, not a curated record. The coding region runs from base 1 to 5577 and encodes 1858 amino acids. Gene Ontology annotation, molecular function: calcium ion binding; AP-2 adaptor complex binding.
AUGGCCCUGCUCAUCCACCUCAAGACGGUCUCGGAGCUGCGGGGCAGGGGAGACCGGAUCGCCAAAGUGACUUUCCGAGGGCAAUCCUUCUACUCCCGGGUCCUGGAGAACUGUGAGGAUGUGGCUGACUUUGACGAGACGUUUCGGUGGCCAGUGGCCAGCAGCAUCGACAGAAAUGAGAUGCUGGAGAUUCAGGUUUUCAACUACAGCAAAGUCUUCAGCAACAAGCUCAUCGGGACCUUCCGUAUGGUGCUGCAGAAGGUGGUAGAGGAGAGCCAUGUGGAGGUGACUGACACGCUGAUUGAUGACAACAAUGCUAUCAUCAAGACCAGCCUGUGCGUGGAGGUCCGGUAUCAGGCCACCGAUGGCACGGUGGGCUCCUGGGAUGAUGGGGACUUCCUGGGAGAUGAGUCUCUUCAAGAGGAAGAGAAGGACAGCCAAGAGACGGAUGGACUGCUCCCAGGCUCCCGGCCCAGCUCCCGGCCCCCCGGAGAGAAGAGCUUCCGGAGAGCCGGGAGGAGCGUGUUCUCCGCCAUGAAGCUCGGCAAAAACAGGUCCCACAAGGAGGAGACCCAAAGACCAGAUGAACCAGCAGUGCUGGAGAUGGAAGACCUUGACCAUCUGGCCAUUCGGCUAGGGGAUGGACUGGAUCCCGACUCGGUGUCUCUAGCCUCAGUCACAGCUCUCACCACUAAUGUCUCCAACAAGCGAUCUAAGCCAGACAUUAAGAUGGAGCCAAGUGCUGGGCGGCCCAUGGAUUACCAGGUCAGCAUCACGGUGAUCGAGGCCCGUCAGCUGGUGGGCUUGAACAUGGACCCCGUGGUGUGCGUGGAGGUGGGCGACGACAAGAAGUACACGUCCAUGAAGGAGUCCACUAACUGCCCCUAUUACAACGAGUACUUCGUCUUCGACUUCCAUGUCUCUCCUGAUGUCAUGUUCGACAAGAUCAUCAAGAUUUCGGUGAUUCACUCCAAGAACCUGCUACGCAGUGGUACCCUGGUGGGCUCCUUCAAAAUGGACGUGGGAACCGUGUACUCGCAGCCAGAGCACCAGUUCCAUCACAAGUGGGCCAUCCUGUCGGACCCCGACGACAUCUCCUCGGGGCUGAAGGGCUACGUGAAGUGUGACGUCGCCGUGGUGGGCAAAGGGGACAACAUCAAGACGCCCCACAAGGCCAAUGAGACCGACGAAGAUGACAUUGAGGGGAACUUGCUGCUCCCCGAGGGGGUGCCCCCCGAACGCCAGUGGGCCCGGUUCUAUGUGAAAAUUUACCGAGCAGAGGGGCUGCCCCGUAUGAACACAAGCCUCAUGGCCAAUGUAAAGAAGGCUUUCAUCGGUGAAAACAAGGACCUCGUGGACCCCUAUGUGCAAGUCUUCUUUGCUGGCCAGAAGGGCAAGACUUCCGUGCAGAAGAGCAGCUAUGAGCCCCUGUGGAAUGAGCAGGUGGUCUUUACAGACCUCUUUCCCCCACUCUGCAAACGCAUGAAGGUGCAGAUCCGAGACUCGGACAAGGUCAACGAUGUGGCCAUCGGCACCCACUUCAUUGACCUGCGCAAGAUUUCUAAUGAUGGAGACAAAGGCUUCCUGCCCACACUGGGUCCAGCCUGGGUGAACAUGUACGGCUCCACACGUAACUACACGCUGCUGGACGAGCACCAGGACCUGAACGAGGGCCUGGGGGAGGGUGUGUCCUUCCGGGCCCGGCUCCUGCUGGGCCUGGCUGUGGAGAUCCUGGACACCUCCAACCCUGAGCUCACCAGCUCCACAGAGGUGCAGGUGGAGCAGGCCACGCCCAUCUCGGAGAGCUGUGCAGGGAAAAUGGAAGAAUUCUUUCUCUUUGGAGCCUUCCUGGAGGCCUCAAUGAUUGACCGGAGAAAUGGAGACAAGCCCAUCACCUUUGAGGUCACCAUAGGCAACUAUGGGAACGAAAUUGACGGCCUGUCCCGGCCCCAGCGGCCUCAGCCCCGGAAGGAGCCUGGGGAUGAGGAAGAAGUAGACCUGAUUCAGAACUCGAGUGACGACGAGGCCAGCGAUGGCGGGGACCUGGCCUCAGUCUCCUCCACCCCACCAAUGCGGCCCCUGGUCACCGACAGGAACUACUUCCAUCUGCCCUACCUGGAGCGAAAGCCCUGCAUCUACAUCAAGAGCUGGUGGCCGGACCAGCGCCGCCGCCUCUACAAUGCCAGCAUCAUGGACCACAUCGCUGACAAGCUGGAAGAAGGCCUGAACGACGUACAGGAGAUGAUCAAAACAGAGAAGUUCUACCCUGAGCGUCGCCUGCGGGGCGUCCUGGAGGAGCUGAGCUGUGGCUGUUGCCGUUUCCUCUCCCUCGCUGACAAGGAUCAGGGCCACUCAUCCCGCACCAGGCUUGACCGGGAGCGCCUCAAGUCCUGCAUGAGGGAGCUGGAAAGCAUGGGGCAGCAGGCCAGGACCCUGCGGGCCCAGGUGAAGCGGCACACGGUGCGGGACAAGCUGAGGCUGUGCCAGAACUUCCUGCAGAAGCUGCGCUUCCUGGCAGACGAGCCCCAGCACAGCAUUCCGGACAUCUUCAUCUGGAUGAUGAGCAACAACAAGCGUAUCGCCUAUGCCCGUGUGCCCUCCAAGGACCUGCUCUUCUCCAUCGUGGAGGAGGAGACCGGCAAGGACUGCGCCAAGGUCAAGACGCUCUUCCUCAAGUUGCCAGGGAAGCGAGGCUUCGGCUCAGCAGGCUGGACAGUGCAGGCCAAGGUGGAGCUGUACCUGUGGCUGGGCCUCAGCAAACAGCGCAAGGACUUCCUGUGCGGCCUGCCCUGUGGCUUCCAGGAGGUCAAGGCGGCCCAGGGCCUGGGCCUGCACGCCUUCCCGCCCGUCAGCCUGGUCUACACCAAGAAGCAGACGUUCCAGCUCCGAGCCCACAUGUACCAGGCCCGCAGCCUCUUUGCCGCCGACAGCAGCGGACUCUCAGACCCCUUCGCCCGCGUCUUCUUCAUCAAUCAGAGUCAGUGCACAGAGGUGCUGUUCUGGGGCCUACGGGACUUAAAGCGGGUGAACCUGGCCCAGGUGGACCGGCCACGGGUGGACAUCGAGUGUGCAGGGAAGGGGGUGCAGUCAUCCCUGAUCCACAAUUAUAAGAAGAACCCCAACUUCAACACCCUCGUCAAGUGGUUUGAAGUGGACCUCCCAGAGAACGAGCUGCUGCACCCGCCCUUGAACAUCCGCGUGGUGGACUGCCGGGCCUUCGGUCGCUACACACUGGUGGGCUCCCAUGCCGUCAGCUCCCUACGACGCUUCAUCUACCGGCCCCCAGACCGCUCGGCCCCCAGCUGGAACACCACGGUCAGGCUUCUCCGGCGUUGCCGUGUGCUGUGCAAUGGGGGCCCCUCCUCUCACUCCACAGGGGAGGUCGUGGUGAACAUGGAGCCAGAGGUACCCAUCAAGAAACUGGAGACCAUGGUGAAGCUGGAUGCGACUUCUGAAGCUGUUGUCAAAGUGGAUGUGGCUGAGGAGGAGAAGGAGAAGAAGAAGAAGAAGAAGGGCACUGCAGAGGAGCCGGAGGAGGAGGAGCCAGAUGAGAGCAUGCUGGACUGGUGGUCCAAGUACUUUGCCUCCAUUGACACCAUGAAGGAGCAACUUCGACAACAGGAGCCCUCUGGAAUUGACUUGGAGGAGAAGGAGGAGGUGGACAACACUGAGGGCCUGAAGGGGUCAGUGAAGGGCAAGGAGAAGGCAAGGGCUGCCAAAGAGGAGAAGAGGAAGAAAACCCAGAGCUCUGGCUCUGGCCAGGGGUCUGAUGCCCCUGAGAAGAAGAAACCUAAGAUUGAUGAGCUUAAGGUGUACCCUAAAGAGCUGGAGUGCGAGUUCGAUAACUUUGAGGACUGGCUGCACACUUUCAACCUGCUUCGGGGCAAGACCGGGGAUGACGAGGAUGGCUCCACUGAGGAGGAGCGCAUUGUGGGACGCUUCAAGGGCUCCCUCUGCGUGUACAAAGUGCCACUCCCAGAGGACGUGUCCCGGGAAGCUGGCUACGACCCCACCUACGGCAUGUUCCAGGGCAUCCCCAGCAAUGACCCCAUCAAUGUGCUGGUCCGAGUCUAUGUGGUCCGGGCCACGGACCUGCACCCUGCCGACAUCAACGGCAAAGCUGACCCCUACAUCGCCAUCCGGCUAGGCAAGACCGACAUCCGCGACAAGGAGAACUACAUCUCCAAGCAGCUCAACCCUGUGUUUGGGAAGUCCUUUGACAUCGAGGCCUCCUUCCCCAUGGAAUCCAUGCUGACGGUGGCUGUGUAUGACUGGGACCUGGUGGGCACUGAUGACCUCAUUGGGGAAACCAAGAUCGACCUGGAAAACCGCUUCUACAGCAAGCACCGCGCCACCUGCGGCAUCGCCCAGACCUACUCCACACACGGCUACAAUAUCUGGCGGGACCCCAUGAAGCCCAGCCAGAUCCUGACCCGCCUCUGCAAAGACAGCAAAGUGGACGGCCCCCACUUUGGGCCCCCCGGAAGAGUGAAGGUGGCCAACCGCGUCUUCACCGGGCCCUCUGAGAUUGAAGACGAGAACGGUCAGAGGAAGCCCACGGACGAGCACGUGGCGCUGUCAGCCCUGAGGCACUGGGAGGACAUCCCCCGCGCAGGCUGCCGCCUGGUGCCAGAGCACGUGGAGACCAGGCCGCUGCUCAACCCCGACAAGCCGGGCAUUGAGCAGGGCCGCCUGGAGCUGUGGGUGGACAUGUUCCCCAUGGACAUGCCAGCCCCUGGGACGCCUCUGGACAUCUCCCCUCGGAAGCCCAAGAAGUACGAGCUGCGGGUCAUCAUCUGGAACACGGAUGAGGUGGUCUUGGAGGACGACGACUUCUUCACAGGGGAGAAGUCCAGUGACAUCUUCGUGAGGGGGUGGCUGAAGGGCCAGCAGGAGGACAAGCAGGACACAGACGUCCACUACCACUCCCUCACUGGCGAGGGCAACUUCAACUGGCGCUACCUGUUCCCCUUCGACUACCUGGCAGCGGAGGAGAGGAUCGUCAUCUCCAAGAAGGAGUCCAUGUUCUCCUGGGAUGAGACCGAGUACAAGAUCCCCGCGCGGCUCACCCUGCAGAUCUGGGAUGCGGACCACUUCUCUGCCGACGACUUCCUGGGGGCCAUUGAGCUGGACCUGAACCGGUUCCCGCGGGGCGCAAAGACAGCCAAGCAGUGCACCAUGGAGAUGGCCACCGGUGAGGUGGACGUGCCCCUGGUGUCCAUCUUCAAGCAAAAGCGCGUCAAAGGCUGGUGGCCCCUCCUGGCCCGCAAUGAGAACGAUGAGUUUGAGCUCACGGGUAAGGUGGAAGCUGAGUUGCAUUUACUGACAGCAGAGGAGGCGGAGAAGAACCCAGUGGGCCUGGCCCGCAAUGAACCUGACCCCCUAGAGAAACCCAACCGGCCCGACACAGCUUUCGUCUGGUUCCUCAACCCUCUCAAGUCCAUCAAGUACCUCAUCUGCACCCGGUACAAGUGGCUCAUCAUCAAGAUUGUGCUGGCGCUGCUGGGGCUGCUCAUGUUGGGCCUCUUCCUCUACAGCCUCCCUGGCUACAUGGUCAAAAAGCUCCUAGGGGCAUGAAGGCCGCCAGCUCCCGCUAGCCACUCCCUGGCCCUGCCACAUUUCCUUGCAGUGGCUUGGACUCUUUCCCAUCUCCCCUGGGCAGCCUGAGGAGCCCAGUGUCCACUCUUCAUGCCUUGGGCCCAGAGCCUGCCUCCUGUUUGUGGGG